AAUCGAGGACGCGCAGGGUCGCGCGGAGCCGUUGAGGACGCGCUUGUGCGGUCGCGCGCUCAGGAGCCAAGACUGAGUGGAGACUGAAGACCAACGAGCGGGAGCACGUCCAGCAUGAAGAGGCAGGGAGUCUCCACAGAGCGGAAACGAGCGCGGAUACCGUCAGGGAAGGCUGGAGCAGCAAAUGGAUUUCUCAUGGAAGUUUGUGUAGAUUCAGUGGAGUCAGCUGUGAAUGCAGAAAGAGGAGGUGCUGGUCGGAUUGAAUUAUGUUCUGGUUUAUUGGAGGGAGGAACCACACCCAGCAUGGGUGUCCUUCAAGUAGUGAAGCAGAGUGUCCAGAUCCCAGUUUUUGUGAUGAUUCGGCCACGUGGAGGUGAUUUUUUAUAUUCAGAUCGUGAAAUUGAGGUAAUGAAAGCUGACAUUCGUCUUGCCAAGCUUUAUGGUGCUGAUGGUUUGGUGUUUGGAGCAUUGACUGAAGAUGGACACAUUGACAAAGAGCUCUGCAUGUCCCUUGUGGCUAUUUGCCGUCCUCUGCCAGUCACUUUUCACCGAGCCUUUGACAUGGUUCAUGAUCCAGUGGCUGCUCUAGAGACACUCUUAACUUUGGGAUUUGAACGAGUAUUGACCAGUGGAUGUGACAGUUCAGCACUAGAAGGGCUACCCCUAAUAAAACGACUCAUAGAUCAGGCAAAUGGCAGGAUUGUAGUAAUGCCAGCGGGUGGCAUAACAGAAAGAAAUCUGCAAAGGAUCCUUGAGGGUUCAGGUGCCACAGAAUUCCAUUGUUCUGCUCGGUCUGCCAGAGACUCAGGAAUGAAGUUUCGAAAUUCCUCUGUUGCCAUGGGAGCUUCACUUUCUAACUCAGAAUAUUCUCUAAAGGUAACAGAUGUGACCAAAGUGAGGACUUUGAAUGCUAUUGCAAAGAAUAUCCUGGUUUAGCCAGACCUCUUUAAGAGACAUGGAUCUCACAGGAUGAAGAUAGAAGUAUAGUCUCCAAUUUUCUAUGAUACAACUUUAACCUUUUUCUCUGGUCAGAACAGUCACAGUCUUUCUUGGCCAUGGAGAACAUUUACAAAGGAGAAAAAUAACUUGAAACAGAGCUCUUGUCACUUCUUUUGCUUACUCUUGCCAGCCAUCUCCAUCAUCAUGGUUGAAUUGGGUCUAUACUUCUUCCACAGAGGCUUGGUCUGUUGGCAGUGGAAUUAACUGAUGAACUGGGAAAAUUCAUCACAAAGUAUGAAUUCAGAGUGUGACUUCAGGGUCAAUUAAAUAACAGUGUUUUGCUUUAUCAUUUGUAAAACAAAAUUUUCUAUUCUAUUAUGAUAUAGUUUGUUAAUUUUACCCAGAAUACAGUUUGUAGCCAAGUAUGAAAGGGAAGACUUUGUUUUCUUUUGUUUUGGUUUUUUUCUUCAUUUUCUUUUUUUAUUAUACUUUGUCCUGGGCAAGAUGCUAAGGGUACAGAGUAAAAUGGUACAGCAUAAAAAUUCCCAAAUUUGGGAAGCAAGGCAUAAAAGUUCCCAGACUUAUAAAGGCAGAAAUGAUUUCCUGAGUUUAUCAGGUUACUUCUGCCUCUGUUCCAAGAAAGAGAAAUGGCUUAAUCAUAGGUCCAUAUGACAGUAUACAAGGGCCUAUAUAGCAAGAACUGGGGCAAUUAGGGAGGUUAUCAAAGUAGCCAUUUCUUCUUUUUAACUGAGGCUGUAGAUAGGAUAGAUUCUAGAAAUGGAAAAUGCUUUUCCUUUGGGUAGAUCCCAAUGGUGAAGUUCAUCACUGGCUUUAUCUGUCAUGGUCAUAUUUACAAUCCCAUUUUAUGCUAACAACACACUGGUAAUAGAACCGCUGUUUCUAUUUUAAGAGAGUAACUGAAGCACAAUAUAAAGAGCUUGCCCUUGGCCAGGAAUCUAGUUAAUUAAGCAUCUAUGAAUUGCAUGCACAGAUUUCUGGCUAAUGAAUGUAAGUACCAAAAGCCUUGCAUUUAUUUAAAUGUGGCCCUUCCUUCACCUUUUUUUUUUUGUUUCCUCACUUUUUCAGGUAGAGUUUCAAAGUAGAAUAUUUGCUAAGUAAUUUCUGAAAAUAUGAGAGGCAAACUAUUUAAAAUCCAGUGAUAAUCUCAGUGGUUUCUUUUCUAACUUGUUCAUGCUAUUACUAAAGAUAAUAAAUAUUUCUAAAAGCAGUUUUCAUUAUUGACUUUAUAAUCCAGACACAGAUGCGUAAGCACACAUGCACACACAUAAACACACAUACAAAAUCAUGUUUAGUAUUUUGACCUAAUCCUACCCCAUGCCUGGACUUCACUGACAGAUUUUCCAGAGACAACUAAGAGCAGGCCACGUUAUCACAAUAUUUUAUUUGUACAAAUUAGCUAGGGAUCUGAGAGGUAGUGUGGAUUGCUCAACCUUUUACAAAAAAUUAGUGUUUCUACAAUUUGAACACUAGAUUCCUAAUCUCCAAGUCUCCUGCUUUAGUUUAUUUCUGAAAUGUAGAUGUGGUAUAGAGAGCAAUUCUCCUGGGAAAAUGAGAUGCACCUGGAAUCAUAUCCUGCCUCCCAACUUUACAAUGAGAAGGCUAAUUUAAUUUCUUAAAGUUUAAUUCCCUCAUUUGUAAAUCAGGAAUAACAACUACACCAUAGAUUCUAGUGAAAAGAUAUAUUAAAGCAUCAAGUACAUAGUAAGUUUUUGUUAAAUUUUAGUUCUUGCUCCUAGGUUAGCCUUGUCAUAUCAGUCUUUAAAAGCCUAAAAGUCCUUCCAAAGAAACCUAGCAAUGAGUAUUGAAGCCAGCACCUUCUUUUUGCCCUCCACUAUGUGAAUAUAAAAGAAGCAUAAGGCGAUCCCUACUCUUGACUUUAUUUUUCUCCUGAAUUAGUGUAGCAUUCCAAUAGCAAUUAUGAUACCUUUUCCACUUUAGUCCCUGUGAUGAUUAGGUUCAUGUGUCAACUUGGCCAGGUGAUAGUACCCAGCUGUCUGGUCAAGCAAGCACUGGCCUAACAAUCGCUGUGAGGAUGUUUGUGGCUGGUUAAUAAACCAACAGCCU
This is a messenger RNA of Choloepus didactylus (southern two-toed sloth), 3024 nucleotides long. It is a transcript of the gene CUTC, whose product is annotated as cutC copper transporter. The transcript is spliced from 9 exons. The record is from RefSeq and is a predicted model, not a curated record. Gene Ontology annotation, molecular function: copper ion binding. Lineage: Eukaryota; Metazoa; Chordata; Mammalia; Pilosa; Megalonychidae. Bases 115 to 936 code for a protein of 273 amino acids.